AUGGCUGACACGACGAGGGAGGCCGAGGAUUUCGACGCCUGGGAGGAGCAGCAGAAGGCCGAGCGGCGUCGCGCGGCCCAGGCAGAGCUUGCUGAGUUCCAUGCGCAAAGGCAGCGUGAGCUGGAGGCCAGACGCGAAGAGCGCGCGAAGGAGGCAGCCAGGAGCAGUGCCGAUGCCGUUCCCAAAGCUGCAGCUGCCGGGUAUGCGCCCGCGCCCGCAGUUCCGGAUGCGCUGAAGGCGCUGAUGCAGGCCUGUGGCAGCUCGCAGGACAUGGUGCACAUGCUGUCAAACCCCGCUGUGGCAGCGGCCCUUCAGGGAAAGGCGGUGCCCGUCGCAGCCGCAGCUGCCACGAGGAAGAAGGUUGAGCUGCGCGUCCGCGAGGUCGGAGACGCCGGGGCCAGCUUCCGGCGGGUGGUGCUCACGGAAGGCACUCCGCGCACCGGCACGACCUUUUCUCAGGUGGAGAGCCGCGUGUCGGAGAAGUUCGCCUCGAAACGGGAUGCGACCGGAAGAGAGGUCGGUCUCCGGCCCUUGGUUUCCCUCAUUCGCUUGAGGGACAAACUUCAGAUCGGCGAUGAUGAAGAUGUGGAGCAGUUGGAGGAUGGAGAUGAGCUCGAGGCGACCUUUGCUGCCGUCACGAGGGAAGCGUCGUAG
This is a messenger RNA of Symbiodinium sp. CCMP2592, 654 nucleotides long. NCBI's taxonomy places the organism in Eukaryota, Dinophyceae, Suessiales, Symbiodiniaceae. The record is from the annotation of a GenBank genome assembly.